Messenger RNA from Aegilops tauschii subsp. strangulata, 549 nucleotides. Lineage: Eukaryota; Viridiplantae; Streptophyta; Magnoliopsida; Poales; Poaceae. The record is from RefSeq and is a predicted model, not a curated record.
AUGGUGCCGACGAAGAGGUUCUCGGCCACGGAGAAGGGGAUGGCUCGCCAGGAGGGGCCCGGCUCGCCGCCGCCCCCGCCCAAGAGGGGGCGGGGCCGCCCCCGCAAGCACAUCGUGACUCCUGCUGUGGCUCCUUGGGGGCGCGGGCGUACUCCUUCGGGGACCGGUGUCGUCCUCGGCGGUCGCAGUGGUGCUUCCUCUCGCGGCGGGGGCCACUCGAGGUGGGGCAGCCCUUGCACUGAGGGGGCGCACCAUGGUCGCCCGGCCUCCUCGGCCGCGCUUCCAUUCGGCGGAGGUGCUCCUGGAGUUCGUCGUGUGGUCGGAGAGGCCGGCCGACACCUGGCUCCAGCUCCCGCGCUCCUUUGCCGGCGAGCUGCCGGCCACGGGUCUCGUCGGCUUCUAGUUGCAAGCCAACGGCUGCUGCAGCAAGGCCUCAUGGGCCGCAGUGGAGGUUUCCGCCUCGGGCAACGCGGUCCUGGCCCGCGGCUAGCAGAUGUUCGCCUGCGCGCGCGGCCUGAGCAGGAGUUGCACCCUCCACUUCAAGUAUGA